CCUAUCCUUUGCGCCAUCUUGGUUGCUCCGGACUAUAUUGCCCAAGGAGGGACCUAUGAAGCCGCGAGCCGCGAGAGACGGGCAGAGAGGAAAAGGAAAGCCUAACAGCCCCGCGCCUUCCUCCUGAAAACAAAACUCGACGCCGCGCGACACGCUGCGUGCUUCUUCCGCAGCCGGAGGAGGGAAAGAUGGCGGCGUCCAGGAGCGUGGAAGAGAUGCGGAGCCGGGUAGUUCUGGGCGAGUUUGGCGUCCGCAACGUCCACACAACAGACUUUCCUGGGAAUUACUCUGGAUAUGAUGAUGCCUGGGACAAGGAGAAGUUUGAAAAGAAUUUCAGAGUAGAUGUGACACACAUGGAUGAAAGCACUCUGGAAUUUGACAUGGUGGGGAUUGAUGCUGCCAUUGCUAAUGCCUUCCGACGCAUCUUGCUUGCUGAGGUGCCAACCAUGGCCAUAGAGAAGGUCUUUGUGUACAAUAACACCUCCAUUGUGCAGGAUGAAAUUCUAGCUCAUCGUUUGGGACUGAUCCCUAUCUGUGCAGAUCCUCGUCUCUUUGAAUACAAGAGUGAAGAAGACGAAUGUGACGAAAUUAAUACUCUGCAAUUCCAGUUGAAAAUAAAGUGCUCCAGGAAUCCUCAAGCAGCCAAGGAAUCGUCUGACCCUAACGAAUUGUAUAUCAACCAUAAAGUUUACAGCAAGCACAUGGAAUGGGUGCCACUGGGCUCUCAGGCCGACAACAUGAAUGCCAAGUUCCGUCCUGUACAUGACGACAUCCUCAUUGCCCAGCUGCGGCCCGGCCAAGAGAUCGAUGUACUUAUGCACUGUGUCAAAGGCAUUGGUAAAGACCAUGCAAAGUUUUCUCCAGUGGCUACUGCCAGUUACCGGCUAUUGCCAGAAAUCACUCUACUACAGCCUAUCGAAGGAGAAGCAGCUGAGAGGCUGAAGAACUGCUUUUCUGCUGGCGUUAUUGAGGUCCAGGAAAUCAACGGGCAAAAAGUGGCAAGAGUAGCUAACGCUCGAUUGGACACAUUCAGUAGAGAAAUUUUUCGUCACAAUGACCUGAAAAACCUUGUGCGCUUGGCUCGGGUGCGAGAUCACUACAUCUUUUCUGUUGAGUCAACAGGUGUCCUGCCUCCAGAUGUGCUGAUGAGUGAAGCAAUCAAGGUAUUGAUAGGAAAAUGUCAGCAGUUCCUGGAGGAGCUUAAAUUCAUUCAAAAGAAAUAAGUUUUUCUUUCUGAAAAGUUCAGCAUAAGGAUUCACUUGGUUGGGAUCGCUGCAGCUGUGUCAUGAAGGAGGGAGUCAACCAAAUCUGGCUCAAUAGACAAGGAGAAACCGACCCUCUACUGCAGAUAUGAAAGACUGAAGCAAGUGGAUGUGUACCUUUUACUUUUAUGGCACUCAGUUUGAGAUGUGGCUGAAAAGGGAGGGAUAUGUGAUGCCACUAGGCAGCUUAUUGCAAAGACCAAAUUUGCCAGAUAUAUCAUAAGUGGAUAAAAAAUAUCCUGCAAGCAGAAGAUGGGUAGGCUCCAGCAAUUGCAAUAUCUUCUAAGUUGCUUUUUUAAAGACUACAUCAUACCUGUAACAGGACCACCUUUUCUGAGAAUUGUCAUUAACUUUCCACUGAUGUAUAUUAAUGGAUAAUCUUAAAGGUGCUACACAGUAAGGUCUAAUGCCUAUGACCAUUCUUCUGCCACUCAAAUAGCGGAAUUCUAAAAAAUAUGGUGUCAUUGAGCUUCUCUAUUAUUUAUUAAAUAAUUUUUGAGGAGUCAACUGCCUUUGGAGUGAGCUGGUUUUUUUAAUCUUCUAACUGCUUUAUUUUAAUACAUGAACAGAGGUGCAGUUGGGCUGAUUAUUGAUCUAAUAGCUUAUGUGUAGUUUGGCAAUUUCAACUGUUGAGGAGCAUGAUAAACUAGUUAAGGGACUGAUCUUUACCCCAUAUUCAGAAUGAAUAGCCAAGAUAAUUUUAGCAAUGAACUUUACCUUUGAAAGUUAGACUAAAUAGCUUUUGUGAGCUUCCCAGCUGCAAAUGUAAUCUUGCAGCAUUUGACCUAUAAAAGUUUUGCCAUAGUAAAAAAGCUGCUGUAAAAUUCAAACAUGAGAAGAGUGAGAACUGCAAAUUAGUGAGAAUAAACCCAGGACCAAAAAUUUAUGUAUAAAACUGAAAGAGCUUUAUUGACAAUUGUGUAUCACAAUUGAUUACAGACCUCUUUAGAUACAACAUCCCUACCAAAACCCCUUAACAUUAUUAUUUUUUCUAUUAUGGCCACAGAAAAUUAAAAAUAUACUCAUGACACAAUAAAUACAGUUAGGCUAGACUUCAAUGCUAUUUGUCGUGGCAGUUUUGUUUUAAUAAAAGUUACACAGAGACCAAGACUUUAAGAGGGUAAAUGGAAGUUGGAGUAGAGUUGGGGGUACUAGUGAGGAUCUGAAACCAGCUUAAGGCCUGCUUCGUUCACACUUUUCUAUUGUGACCAGAUCUAUGCACUGCAAAGCCACUUAAAAACAUACUUCUCUCCAAUGAACGUUCUUUUGGAUCUCCAGCUAAACUACUGCGGCAGUUGUUAAGCAAACACCAAAUUAGUGCUGAAGGAUAAACUUCAGAUUUAAACUUUAAAGCGGGCUAUUAUGCUAUACAAGCAAACCCAAACCUACUUUAAGGCCUGAUUUGGAGGCAUUUUAAAGCAUCAGGCACUGCAGAGAAUAAUCCAGAACUCUGCUGCUGCACCCCCAAAUGCAUUUCAUCCUAGUUGUUCUUAAGUAUUUCAGACCAGUACGAAGUAUCCCUGGGCUAUUGUCAUCUACAGUACUCGGGCUUCUGACAGCAAAGACCAGAGUUCAAGCUAGGAUACAAUUUUUGAUGAUGUUCUUAGGCCAAACAAGGACCGAUAGUUCACUUCAGGCUUCCUGAGGUAUGGCUGAGCCAAACUGACAGUAAGAGAGACUUCACCAGUUCCUGAACUGUCUCCGGUUUGAUGGGAUAUAUGGCAGAGUGCUGCUUUUCUAGAGAAACAUGAAGUCAGCCGAGACUUGGCGGGUUCAGCAGUGCUGUGUGCAGACUUGGGUUAACUUGGGAGAGCUGGGCCUUUCCAAAGGGAAGCAGACGAGUCCUCUGGUAGUGCCAUAGAGGCAGCCACAGUGCAGGGAUCCUGAAUGAAGACAUAGUGGAGAUCUGGCAGCAUGCUGCCUUCACUGGAAAAGCAUUGUGUGCCCAUGUGAAAGUUAGUUCCUACAGAACUGGUCCACUGAUUGAUAGGGCUGAAUGGCUAGGCUCCAUCCAAGGAAAAUGAGGUUGUGCAAUAAAGCUGCAAAUGGAGAUGGGGAAAUCCAACAGGUUUUGUGUAGUAGGUGGGAUGUGACAACUCAAUCCUCUAGCCUCCCAAGCAGAAAGAGUUGGGGGGGCAGUGAUAGAGCUGAAUCGAAACACAGGGGAAGAGUAGACAAAGAAGGCAAAUGGCUACUGUGAAAGAACACAGAAUAGAAAAGGGGGUAGUGAAAGUGUCCUGAGCUUCUAUUGCUCAAAGAGCGCAAUGAGGGUUCCAUCUUCAUUAUCCAAUGGAUUUGUAUCCAGGGGUGCCUUCACCUUCUUGAAAAGAGAGGGAAGGUUUCUGAUAUGAACUUCCUUCCUAAAUUGCUCUCCCAGGGGCUUCUGUAAGGAACAAGAGAAGUCUCCAUUAGCCAUUGCACAUGCACAAUAACUCCAGUAGAAUUUCCUCUGCUGAAAAAGUAAAAUAUCUCCCAUGCCAAUACAACCCUUUCAUUUUGCCACAACCCUUUAAUUGUGAGAUUGUAACAACUCAACCUUCCUGGGCUACUGGUGGUAGAGCCAUGAUAGGGUCAAAGCCAAUUCAAGUGUCUGUAAGGUACUUUAAGCCUUGCCCACAUCCUUCUACCAGUUCUGUUGAAACAAAGAGUUAGCAUUUUCUUGCUGGCAUGACUUUUCUCCCUGCUAAUGCAUUCCUAACAGUUGCCCUACCACUAAUCACAGGCUAUGAGAGGUAUUUUUUUAAACUUUUGCUCUAAAGAUCAGCAUAGUGUGCUUUCAAACUGUGAUUUUAAUUAUUAUUAUUAAUUAUAUAUCCCACCUUUCCCCCAAGGAGCUUUAAGUGGCAAACAUGGUUCUCUGCCUCCUCAUUUUAUCCUCCCAACAAUCCUGUGAGUACAUUAGGUUGGGAGAGAGUAACAGGCCCAAGGUCACCCCGUGAGUUUCAUGGCUGAGUGGGGAUGUUCCACAUGGGCCUCCCAAGUCCUAGUCCAAUACUCUUUAACAAUUACACCACAGUGGAUCUUGCACUGAAGCUUUAUGCUCCAUGCAGCCAAUACAUGCCUAGGUCCUUGUUUCUUAAGAGAACUAGACCUCAAGAGAAAGGCAUUCAAGUUUUGCUACUGUUGUGACUAACCAGAGGCUGGUGGGACCUAGAGUCAGGACUAAUAGGCUAAAAAAAAGCUGUGUCACUGAUCUAACAGUAGCCUAGGUAGAGAGAGUUGUAAAUUGCUUCGGGAUGUCUCAUGGGAAGCAAUUAAUAAAUGAAGAAAACAACAUGAUUCCAUCCCCCCCCCCGGAGGUAGGAAAGAUAGCUGUUUCUGUGCUGCUUGAUACCACGACCUACCCCUAUGCAGCCUGCGAUCAGGCGUUUAAAAUGGUCCUUCCGGCGCUUGUCUGUUACUUUCUGCAGCGUUACAUUGAGUAUCUUGGAAUCAAACUGUUCCAGGGAGUCUUUCUGAAUUUCUGGAAUCUGUUCCAUCACUGCUUUCAGCUCAGUAUACCGUGGACGCUUCAAGUAGCAAAGAAGAUAGUGAACAAGGAUCGUUACCAGAACAAGCCUGGGGAAAUGAAGAGCCCCCCCUCCCUCAUCCAAAUCAGGUCACAGGGGUUGGUUCAGUGGGCUUGCAUCACCACUAAUCCUCAAAGAUGGCAGCAGACAGAGAAAGAGAAAUUCCUUUUGCAUUUCCUUACCAAAGUCUCAUAUAUCUGGAAAGCCAAGUGAACGAGAGCUGCCAUACACCCGUCGUGUUGCCCAUGUAUUUGUAAACCGGUCAGCACACUUGUGAAAAACCAGGUCACUGCUUCAGGAAUCAUCAAGUUCUUUGUAAGCACCUACAACAGACAGAUGAACAUGUAGCAAGAUGAUAACCCAGAUUCUACCCACCUUCCCAGAAAAGUUGCUUUCUACAACUCACUCAUACUAUGCACACUGCCCAAAAGGAAUCACUAACUCUUAGCCAUAUUCAUCUUCACCACACUCUACCCUGCUAGCCCCUGUAAUGGAAGUACCUCCUUGAGCAGCGGCCAGCACAGAUUUGCGGUAGUUCUUUGGCAGGACAAUGUAUCCUUCCAUGAAAGGGAUGUGAAGGCUGUAAUCAGCAGUGCACUGCAGACAUUCUGGAGAGAGAAAAGACAGACACAUGGCAUCUUGUGAGAUUUGUUCUUGGUUCCUGAGAACAAAGGCUCUUGAGCAGGCAUGGGCAACCUUGGUUCUCCAGAUGUUUUGGAACUACAACUCCCAUGAUCCCUAGCUAACAGGGCCAGUGGUCAGGGAUCAUGGGAGUUGUAGUUCCAAAACAUCUGGUGAGCCAAGGUUGCUUAUGCCUGCUCUUGAGUGUAAGUGUUGUACAAUGUGCUGUGAUGUUGAGGAAGGCCUAAGUAAAAAAGGCUGAAAAUGUCCAAAAUCCCCUUUAAGGAUUUAUGAUCAUAUCAGCCAUGAAAGCUCCCUGAUGCCCCUCCAGUUUGUCCAGGACAAUCAGCCAUCUCGGACUCAGAAUUUGCCCAGGAAACUUGAUAGGCGGAGAGCACAUUCGGCUGACUGAAGCUCAUAACUGUUACUGAAUUUCUAAGGCCAAGGAUUUCUCCAAUAAAAGUUCAGGGCUCUCUUUUAGGCUUAGAAGGGUCUACUAAAGGAAAGUCUCUUUCAAAAUGUGCACACAACAUGGGGAAGUAAUGGAAGCUCAGCUUCCUUACCUCUUGCUUCAUCAAACACUUGCCCAAUUCAGUGAGCUCAGAAUUAGAUGGUGGAGUCACCUCUGUAGACAUCAUUUCCUCAUCUACGGAGAAAAAAAGGCAACGUCAACGCAAUCUUCAUGGCACCUCAGCUUCAUGGCUGAGGUGGGAAACAAAGCCCAUAGAUUUGUUAGCUUAAUAAUUAAUCAGAUCCAGAACAAAGGACCUCAAAUGUGGAACAGAAAGGACAAUCUGUUUACUCACCAUCUCCAUCUGCAGCAACAGCACUGUUCUGCUCAGCACCCUUCUUUGCGACACAGCAAACAACUGCAAAUACACCAGAAGGGUAAAGAUGUGAGAUAUUCACAGGGGGGGGGGGGACUUUACAAGACAUUACUCAUCCCCCUGAGGACUACCCAACUUAAUUCUUCAUUUGCAAUGCCUUUAUAUGUAUAUAAUGUAUAUCAAUGCACUGGAGGUUGUGACCCUCCUUACUCUGUUAGCCAAUCCCCAUCCCAUUCCUCCACAUUAACCUCCUAGGGAUUCCCUUUCUCACCCGAAGCAACAACUAAGUUCACUUUUCACCUUCCCAACCCCAUUUCUAAAACCACCUCUCUUCUAUCCUCCAGUCUCACUUUCUACUCAUUUUCACCUUCGCCCUGUGUUCGUGUGUCCUCCCCCAUCCUUUGUGCAAUUUCCCUUUCACAUAUGCCACUUCUGUGGGAACCUCUUGCGUCUUUCUCCUCUCACAUCUUCAACACCAUACCCCACCCUGACUUCAUAUAAAUCCAGGAUGGGAUUUCCAAUGGGAGCUAUGCAUGAUGACAGCCUUGCAUUUUUAUGUCUAUAGGAAGAUAUUACUAUAUAUAUAGAUAAUGUAUAAUAAUGCAUAUUAUAUUAGGAGGAAAGGAGUGAAACCCACUUUUACAGAGCAAAAUUAUUUCAAAUGGAACAGUAUUUCCUCCAAGCCUCCCAUCAGGAUGAGAGGUUUGGUAUGGUUGGAAACCUACAUAUGAAGCACUCUGGAGGUCACUAGAGAAAGGCUAUUGUUUGCUUAUGUGUCUUGGACACCUAAACCAAAUGGCAAAGGAAGCUAUAAGACCCAAUUCCAAAACUGAUGGCAAUAAUUUUGGUCAGUGGCUUCCAAACUCCUUAUUCUCAGGGAACAAUUUCUACUGCCAUUUAUCUGCUAAGGAAGUCCUGUUCCUCUACUGCAAAAUCUCCACAUAUUGCAAAGGAUUCUGGGUCACAUUUUAGGUCAGGCAUCCCCAAACUGCGGCCCUCCAGAUGUUUUGGCCUACAACUCCCAUGAUCCCUAGCUAACAGGACCAGUGGUGAGGGAUGAUGGGAAUUGUAGUCCAAUACAUCUUGAGGGCUAAAGUUUGGGGAUGCCUGUUUUAGGUCAUGCUAUCAGAUCCCACAAGGUGCUCGCAGAAUUGUUUUGGCUUUGCUGCCACCCUGUGUGAAAAUAUAGUGUGCUGUACAACAUGCCCAACUCUGUUGCCAUAGAUUUUGGGCAGCUUGUCUCUCGUUACCAUUUUUCCCAAUUAAGGGCUUAAUAAACUUCCGAGGAAUACAGACAGAAAACCAGUAUUUUAGGCCUAAAUUGGGUGUGCGGGGUAAGACUGAAAAAUGACAGCUUUGAUAAUGGAAGCAUUUUUGGAGCCUGAAAAAACAAGAUUAAGAAUGGUCACAACAAGCCACUGUGGUCCCACAAAUCCCAGAAUAAAUUUACUACUGGAAUUUAUUCUGCUCAGAGAGACAUACUGCAGAUGGCCCAGGCUUUUCAUGCAACCUACCAGUUUCACUCACCAAUUAGAUCCACAACUUCUCGGGUAAGCACCCUAACUAGCUGCUCCUCUAACAUCUCUUGGGAUUCUGGGUUGUCAUCUGCUGUAUCUUCGUCGCUGCUGAAGGAAAAGACGAUCAAUUUUAAAAACGCAAGAUAGACCUGAGGACUACAACUGAAGCCAAGCAUGAUAGCAUCACCAAGAUGAAGGUAAUGUUGAUGUGUCCUGGGCAGUGAGGUUCAGUCUGUCCUAGGCUGGGUAAACACUCUCCUAAAGGAUCAGGUUCCUAACCUGGGGUGCAAUUAGAUCUGGCCUUUACUUUUGAUGCCCAAAUGGUUAUCUGUGACUGAAAACUCAGCUUAGGUAGAUGUCCCUUUACCCUGGACAGAAGCAAUCUGGUAUUUGUUACUGUUGCCCUCAGAACACUCAGGUUAUGCUAUUUUAAUGUAUUAUAUGUGGGGCUACCUUUGAUGAGUACUUGGCUAUUUAAAAUUGUACAAAAUACAGUCGCAAUGAACAUCUCUCACUGUUUCCGGCCUAUUUAUGAACAUAAUUCAAGCUGCUGGCCUUAACCACAACUGCUUGGGACCCAGGUAAUCUAAAAGACUGUUUGCUCCCAUGAAGCUGCCUGAUGCUAGACGCUGUUUGUAGAGCCCUUCUCUAGGCACUU
Molecule: messenger RNA, 8394 nt
Organism: Zootoca vivipara (common lizard)
Lineage: Eukaryota; Metazoa; Chordata; Lepidosauria; Squamata; Lacertidae
Gene: POLR1C
Product: RNA polymerase I and III subunit C
Biological process (GO): DNA-templated transcription
Cellular component (GO): RNA polymerase I complex; RNA polymerase III complex
Molecular function (GO): DNA binding; protein dimerization activity
Source: RefSeq, a predicted model, not a curated record